AUAAUGCUCAUAAAAAGCAAAAAACUUCUUUAAAAUAAACGAAAAAGUUCUGUCUAACUUGUGGUUGAUACGUCGGCAACACUGUAAACAAAAAGUUGAAGUGCGCGUUGCUAUUUUAACAAAAUCGAAAGCUUACAGAUAAACGCUAAUCGGGUCGCCUAAAACGUCAGUAGUAACUGUUUGAAAAAAUGAGGUUUUCUAUUUUCGUAAUAACCCUCGUCUAUUUUUCACUCGGAUGGGCUGCUCCUUACGGCAAUUUUUCUAGAGAAAUUAACAACACAAAUGUAAAAAUUGCUAAUUAUCCCUUUUACGUCCAAAAAUUUCCGUUUAGUCCUAACUGUAGUGGUGAUGUUUCAUUCAUUAUAAAUUCUCCUCCUGUUAACGGAAAAGGUAUCAUUUUGGAGACGAGAAGGGCUAGCUCUAUUUUGACAGUUCCUGCUGAUAACUCCAGUGUUACUUGUGUCAAUUUUGAAAAUAAGAAGGAAACAUGCUACUCAGGAGAUUCUCCUAAAUGCUUCAAUGUGCCACAAUUCGAGAAAGAGGUUGUUGUUGUAAUGAGAGAUUCUUCCCGUCCAGUUGAGGAUUUAUCGACGACAGCUUUCGAUGAUUAUUAUAUGAUAACCCCAAAUAUGACAUACGCGUAUUUGAAUUCAAGCACACAAUCUUAUAGUAACACAUCGCAAUUGAUUUACAAAAACUAUCUGUAUCCUUGUGGGGGUAAUCAAACAUGUCAAUUUGACUACCUGAGCAGUGAAAUUAUUCUUACUACAAAAACUUCUCACAAGUUUUCUUACAGUAUUAAGGAAAAAAUUUAUGCUGCAGAAGCAGAUUACUUAGACGAUUUGAAUUCGCAAUUGAACGCAAAUACAAGACUUUCGACUUUGACUUACAAAUCACCAAAGUUAAAGUCUAUACCAAAUGCAAAGGCGAUUAAGCAAACUAAAGUAGGAGCCCGUUCCUCCUCGUCCUCGAUUAAGGCGAAUAGUUUUCUCUAUAAGACUUUGGCCUUUGGUUUGAGUUUGCUGAUAAUUUUUACAUAACCAAAACUAGUUAGAAAAUCCAUAAACUAGCUUAAUUUCGCAAUAUAUUCAAAAUAUUCGUUACUACAGAA
Molecule: messenger RNA, 1111 nt
Organism: Schizosaccharomyces cryophilus OY26
Lineage: Eukaryota; Fungi; Ascomycota; Schizosaccharomycetes; Schizosaccharomycetales; Schizosaccharomycetaceae
Exons: 2
Coding region: 189-1040 (283 amino acids)
Source: RefSeq, a predicted model, not a curated record